Messenger RNA from Rhipicephalus sanguineus (brown dog tick), 1987 nucleotides. Its product is annotated as monocarboxylate transporter 9-like. Gene Ontology annotation, molecular function: monocarboxylic acid transmembrane transporter activity. The record is from RefSeq and is a predicted model, not a curated record. Gene Ontology annotation, biological process: transmembrane transport. The transcript has 5 exons. The coding region runs from base 45 to 1946 and encodes 633 amino acids. Lineage: Eukaryota; Metazoa; Arthropoda; Arachnida; Ixodida; Ixodidae.
AUAAAAAAGAGCGCCCAACGGAUGCCGCAAGUCCUGCUAAAGCCAUGGCGUCUGCAGGUCCCGACGGCGGCCUCAGCUGGUUCAUUGCUGCGCUCUGCUUUGUCGUGAACAUGCUCUUCUCCUCCUUCCUGCGCUGCGGCGGACUCUUCUUCACAUCCUUCAUGAGCACGUACGGCGCUACCCGCGGAUACGCGUCCCUUCCGCUGAGCAUGUACAGUGGAUUCGUCAACCUCUCUGGUCUCCUCGCUGGGCCGCUCAUCCACUGGUUUGGUGUGCGCACGGCCGCUGUGCUGGGUGGCCUCAUGAUGGCGAUGGGCUGCACGAGUUCGUACUUCGCUACCGGCAUACCUUUUCUAGUCGGCUCUUUGGGAGUCCUCGCUGGGUCCGGUCAUGGAAUACUCUUCAGCUGCGUCAUUAUUGCCAUCAACGAAUACUUCGACAAACGGCGUGGCGUGGCAUUGGGCAUCAACCUGACCGGUGCGACGGCAGCAUCUUUUGUGUUCGCACACAUAUUUGACCUCCUCCUCUCAGAGUACGGCCUCCGCGGAACCCUGGCUAUUACAGGAGCCCUCCUACUCAACAUAGCAGCACUAGGCUUUCUUUUCCGAAAACCGCCAUGGCAAGAAUCAGCGUUCGAGACAGACAAGGUCGUUGGAGAAGACGCACAGAAGUAUUGUAUCGAACCAGUGACAUGUUUACUUGACGACAACAAGGCUGAAGAUAGGAGGCCAUCUGCCAUUCUAUCCACGCACACAGUUUCCCUUAGGCGUUGUGGAACACUCGUAAUAGUGACGGAUAAAGAGACGUCAAUUCAAGGCACAUCAAGCAUAAGAAGUCCGCCAGAAUGUUUGCCACAAGAAGACCACACGGUCGAAGGCGUUCUUGACGACACAACUGGAGACGAUGAAAUGAACCUCGCGUGGUCGAGGAGGGGGACGCUUUUGAGCGUCGCAGGGUCCUUGCUCGAAGAGGAAAAGGCCUUGUGCUCUUCGAGGCGAGGAACAGUCAUUAGCCUAACACGAAAGGGCUCGAUUAUUGGCGAUCUCGACCUUAGGAAAGUUGCUCUUCUUCAAGAGGCAGCAGAUACGGAAGGAAGGUCGAGGACUACAAGCGAGCAGAGUUUCAUGAGACCUAAUGGUUGUGGCAACCGCACCGAUGCUUCGAGGCGAAGUACAGUCACUAACUUGGGAUCUCGAUGCCAGAUAGAAGUGCCCUGCAUGCCGGAAGAGCCUAUCCGCAUACUCAUCCAGCAAGAGCACGAACGCUCAUCCGAUUCGGCUCUCGAUAGCGUCAAGGAAGUUCUGCGACUACCCCGCUUCUAUUGCCACAUGUUGAGUUAUUUCUCGUACUCCUUUCUCCUGGACACUGUGCUCGCGGUCGCAGUGGACUACGCUGUCGAUGUGGGCAUUGACAGUUCGAGUGCUGUGUUAGUGCUUACCUUCUUCUCGGUGACGGACACCAUCGGGCGACUUUUCGUGCCCUUGCUAACGGACUUCAAGGUUGUGUCGCCGCUCAGCCUGAUGUGUGUAGCGUAUUUGGCGAUCUCUGUGAUAGCGUGCUUGACGCCGUACGCUCACGACAUCGCGCCAUUCUGGGCAGCCAUGAUUACGCUGGGAUUGCCGGCAGGGUACAUACUGGUGGCUAUCUCUGAAGCGGUUGCCGUCGAAGUUGGCAUUCGUAACUUACCUAUCGCCUUCGGCAUCCUGUCUGGCUUGACUGCUGUCGGAGCCUUCUUGAGGCCAGCAAUCAUAGGUUUCUUCCGAGACAGCUACGGAUCGUAUGACGGCCUUUUUCGUUUGAUGGGAUGCAUGGUGCUGUGCUCUUUCCUGCUCACCGCUGCACUCUGGAUACAGGACCGGCGGAAGACGUCCACGCCACCGACCGAAGCAUCCAAGGACGCCAUUGGUGAUCUUGACUCCCCUCCGCCUGCCGACGAGCACUCGUAGGGCACUGUGAUUGCGCAGAAAUAAGGACUUGAACUGCAUAG